AUGCGCCAUCUGGUGAUGACGCUCUUGGAUAGUGCGGUCCGGUCUGCGCGGCAACCGCUGGGCCGCGUCACCGAGGUGCUGGAAGGUGCCGAAGGCAUAGCCAAAGCAGCUCAAAAGCCUUUGGAAACCUUCUGUGAUGUGUCGCCAUUGGUCAGGCCUUUGGCGCAAAAGUGCUUUCAAGACAUCAUGGAGGGGAACAAGGCCGGUAGUGGCACACUGCCGAGCUUGGUGAAGAAGGUGGUGGACGUGCGUGUGAAGCUCAAAAGGCCGGACCUGGCGGCAGGCUUCGAUGAUGUUCUUUGGUCUAGCUUCCAGCCAUGGUACAAAGAUCUGCAGGCAGGAAGCAGCGAUGCACAAACAGCAGCUGCUGAAUUCGCCAUCGCAUAUUGCGAGCAGCUGAAACUAGCGCUGCCAAAGUGGCUUUUGGACAAAGACCAGGUUGAGGCCUUGCGCAAGCUGGAAGCAGCGGUUGCAAGUGGUGAUGAGAGGGCUUUGAGGGAGGCUGUCGUGUUUGCAAAGCAAACCGACUACAAAGCAGACCCGGCUCUCUCUGACAAGUAUGACCAAGCGCUGAGGAAGCUGACGGCGCUGAAGCGGUUGCCUUCUGGUUGGGAUGUGACGGAAAUCGUUCCAGACGAUGCCUCGAAGAAGAUGUUCAAGAAGGCUGACUUGGACGACCCCAAGCUGAAGCAGCUGUUCCAGAAGCUCUUCGACGACACCAAGGCGAGUAUUGUGACGCGUGAUCGGGCUGCUCGUGGCAGCGGCGAUAUGCCUCGUGGAUAUCGUGUCCAGAAGAUCAUUUCGGUCAUGAACGCGGAGUCCUGGCAGUCCUACCAGGAGCGCCUUGAUGGGAUCGUGGAGGAUUGCAAGCGGUACAAAGGGAGCGCUCCGAUGACAGACUCUGCGUGGGAAGAGUGGAGCGGCAAAGUGCAUUCAGCUCCUCACGGAAAUGCUAUCCUCGAAGGCGCCCAUUUGCCGUCUCUGAACGCUGGGGCCAACGAGUUCCUGAUGUUCCAUGGUACCAAGCCAGAGGCGGCCGAUCUUAUAGCAAUGAACCAUUUUGACAUGCUGAGACCUCAGUCGCUAGUUGCUCUGACUGUUUGCCCGAAUGCAUUGCAAGACCUCAGGGCUUUUGCAUGCAAGACGGGCCUCUUUGGCGCUGGCCUCUACUUUGCGGAGAACUCCUCCAAAAGUGACGAGUGA
This is a messenger RNA of Effrenium voratum, 1203 nucleotides long. Lineage: Eukaryota; Dinophyceae; Suessiales; Symbiodiniaceae. The record is from the annotation of a GenBank genome assembly.